AUGCAGUACGUGCGCAGUAUCAGCGGUUCCGUUUCCAAGACAUGGAACUCCAUCAAUCCAGCUACUCUCAGCGGAGCCAUCGAUGUGAUCGUUAUCGAACAGGAAGAUGGUACCCUUGCGUGUUCCCCAUUCCACGUUCGAUUCGGUAAAUUUUCGCUACUUCGCCCCUACGAGAAAAAGGUAGAAUUUCGGGUAAACGGGGUCAAGCAAGACUAUGCGAUGAAACUUGGGGAAGGCGGGGAAGCAUUUUUCGUUUUCGAAACUUCAGACAAUAUUCCUGAGUCUUUACAGACAUCGCCUUUAGUCUCCCCGGUCUCAAGCCCCAAGCGUGGCCUAACUGAUGGCGGAACACCUCUCCAGGAACCUGACUAUCUGGACCUUACUUUUGAUAAACAGAAUAAUACGGGAGCAGAUGAUGGUGCCCAGCACUCUCCGCCCGUGAAUAUCUCAGGGCUCGGGAGAGCAAAGAGUGAUUUGGGUUUGUUUUGCUAUUCAACCAGAACUACGGCAUUACUUUCGGGGUCAUCGGAGGAUGGUUCUUCUCGUCCGGCGCAUGCUGCACCCUGGCUGGCACCGGCCGCUACGCUGGAUCGCUCUCGGUCGGAGGAUUUAUCUACUGAACCGACCUCCAGGAGUCUUGGGCAAGGCAGUGGAAUUCGGCCCCAAAAACAUUUUGGCACCUUCCAUCUGCCCCCACAGCGGAGAAGUCCUUUGUCCGAGCGUGGGGACUUAAUGUUGGACAUGACGGGUUAUAAGAGCAGUGACGAGGAUGCGCUUCGCGCUGAAGUGAUUGCUCGAAAACUGCUCGCGGAGGAACUUGAGGGCAAUUAUGACAUCGGAGCGUUGAUUGGUGCUGACGAGCAUGGGAACUUAUGGAUCUAUAGUAGCGAGGAGUCUAAGGAGGCAGCAAGCCACAGAGCAGCAUUGCACCCAUCGAGGACCAUGGACGACGCGGUUUCCGACCCUGGCUAUCACAGCGAAAGCGAACAGAGCGGUAAUGAAACACAAGCGACUCAAAGACAUCAUCGAUCCCAGUCCGUUCUCCAACAAUUUCCUGCUGACUUUCAAACGCCUAGCGAUGGAGAGAACGUCGAACCGAGUCGCAAUUAUGCCAAGACCCUCAGACUAACAAGUGAACAGCUGAAAGCAUUGAAUCUGAAGCCUGGAGCCAAUGAAAUGACUUUCAGUGUCAAUAAAGCUACAUGCCCUGCGGCAAUGUAUUUGUGGAAUUAUAAAGUGCCCAUUGUGAUCUCUGACAUUGAUGGGACAAUUACGAAGUCUGAUGCCCUUGGACAUGUGCUUAACAUGAUCGGCCGUGAUUGGACUCACCUCGGGGUCGCCAAGCUGUACAAUGAUAUAGUUAGCAACGGAUAUAAUUUGAUGUACCUCACGAGUAGAUCCACUGGCCAAGCGGAUACAACCCGAACAUAUCUCAACGGCAUUGUCCAGGAAGGCUACAAACUGCCUAAAGGGCCUGUCAUAAUGAGUCCGGAUAGAACAAUAGCCGCUCUACGCCGUGAGAUAUACUUGAGGAAACCAGAGGUAUUCAAAAUGGCCUGUCUACGCGAUAUCCUGAGCCUGUUCCGGGGACGGAAAAACCCUUUCUAUGCUGGUUUCGGCAACCGACUCACUGACGCACUCAGUUAUCGAUCAGUGAACAUCCCUUCAUCGAGGAUAUUUACCAUCAACUCAAAUGCAGAGGUUUCGCUGGACCUGCUGAGUUUGAAUAAGUAUAAGAGUAGUUACGUAACCAUGCGUGAACUUGUCGACCACUUUUUCCCACCAGUCAGAAUGCUUGUUCAAGAAGGCGGGGAAGAUUUCACGGAUUUCACGUAUUGGCGGGAUCAGCCCAGAGACCUGGACAAUUUCUCUGCGACGGAUACGAGUGAUGAUGGUGACGGUGAGGACGAGCAUGAGGAUGAGGGUAGCGAGGAUGGGUACGAUGGCGAAUACAUGCGUGAUAGUUAUAUUUCGAUGGAUCAUCGACAUCCCGGAGCAGACAUGCGAAAUUUGGCCAAUUCGAUGUUAGAGGAAUAUGCGUCUGAAGAUCAAGCUGAAGGGUCGGAUUUGGAAGAUGAAGAGGGAAAUUUCGACGUUGACAAUAAGGAUCAUUUGGAACAGGAUUCAAAUUCGGAUGGGGAUGAGGACGAGGACGAGGAUCCGGACUCGGGAGGGGGUGUUAGGCUCGCGACUUUAUCGAUUAAUGGUGGGAGCAGGCACUCCGAAGCGUUACCUGCGUGA
Molecule: messenger RNA, 2241 nt
Organism: Histoplasma mississippiense
Lineage: Eukaryota; Fungi; Ascomycota; Eurotiomycetes; Onygenales; Ajellomycetaceae
Product: nuclear elongation and deformation protein 1
Exons: 5
Coding region: 1-2241 (746 amino acids)
Biological process (GO): triglyceride biosynthetic process; fatty acid catabolic process
Cellular component (GO): nucleus
Molecular function (GO): phosphatidate phosphatase activity
Source: RefSeq, a predicted model, not a curated record